CUUUGUGAUCCAACAUUAAAUUUCCUCCAAACAUUAAUAUCGUCAAUUACAUGUGUGUCCACGAAACUCCUGUCAGCACUUAGGGUCAAUGCCACUGUUGCAUACACACACAAUUCGUUUGAAAACUGACAUUUCUUAAAUUUCAACACACUUUCUAAAGGGUUUGGGGUUUUUUUUUUAAAAAAAUCAUUUUGGGGUUGCAUUUUCUAUAAUAUCAUGGCUUUUCUAAUAAUCAGCUCGAAAACGACAACCAUGGAAGGACCAUAAAUGUAUAGUUUUUUUUUUUCCUGUUAGGCCGAGUUGGGUUGAGACAGUGAAUGCCCAGUAAGCAAUAUCAAGACCAUAACUAUUUUUUUUUUUUUUCCCUUAUGACCAUUGCAAAUUGUUUACCCGAAUCUGCUUUGUUUAAUCGCUGUGAAGAUCUCUCCACUGCUAAUUGACAACCAUUUUUUUAUUGUGUCCCAGAGAACCUAUAAAACAAAGCACUCACUCCAAGAAAACUGACAAACUUGGAAGUCUUAUGGCAGUCCUUGUUGUUGGAUAGUAAAGGACUAAUCUUUAUUGCCAAUUCAAAAGUUCUGUUCUUUGAGUUCAGGCUUUUCAGCUCGACCCUUUUCUUUAUUCUGUGUUUUGGAAUCAUGAAAGCAAAACGAGGGAAGCGGGCUGAGGCAUUUUGGCCCUCCAUUGUAAUGAAGAAAUGGCUUAAUAUUAAGCCUAAAUCAUAUGAUUUCAGUGAGGAUGAAGUUGAUACUGAAGCUGAGAGUGAGGAUGACGCUGAGUCUCUCAAGGAUGAAAGAAUGCAUCAUGAUGAUCAUGAACCCAGGAUGCCGGAGAAUCAAACUGAAUGUCACAUUCAAGAUUCAUACAAAUUUUCAGGGAAGUUCCCUAAAGAACACUCGUUGAGGCAUAAGAGAGGGAAAUCAGAAACUCUUAGAGUACAGUACAUAAGCAAAAAAGAUGUGAGAGUGACAGUAGGUACUUGGAAUGUCGCUGGAAGACUUCCGAGUGAGGAUCUUGAGAUCGACGAGUGGCUUUCUGUGCAAGAACCCUCUGAUGUUUACAUUCUUGGCUUUCAGGAGGUGGUUCCUUUAAAUGCUGGGAAUGUAUUAGGAGCAGAGAAUCGGAGGGCAAUUCCGAAAUGGGAGGCCAUAAUUCGCAGGACAUUGAACAAAUCACCAGAACGUGAAACUAUACAAAAGAGUUAUAGCGCCCCUCCUUCCCCAGUAUUAAGAACUUCUGAUGCUGCUGACGUUCUCGCUGAAGUUGCAGAAAUACCUAUCUUAGAUGCAACUUGUGCAGAACCCGUGGGUAAAAAAAGGUCCAAGGACUUGGUGCCUAUGCUAAGGAACAUUCAGCUGCGACGAAUAUAUGGUAUUGAUUGUGACAGUAGAUUGGACUGGCCUGAGCAUUCACUAGAUGCAACACCCCAAGUUCUUUCAACUAGCUUCAAGUUGCGGAGAGUUAUGAGCAGUUCUGGAAGGAUUUGUGGGGAGAGUCAAAUGCUUAAUUCCCAUCCUGAAACAUUAGUUUCCAAUGGGUUGAAAAGAGUUCAUAGCUCUGGAAACUUGACAUCAAUGUGGAUGGAUCAGCCACCUGAACUUGAAGUUCUAAAUCCUCUUUCUGAUGGAUCUGAUCAAUCUUCUGACGAAGUGGAUGAUUCUUUUGUUGAUAUGUCUGAGGUCCAACUUAAAUAUAUGCCUGUCAAAGAUUCAGUACAAUUACGCCCAAGGUAUGUACGGAUUGUCAGUAAGCAGAUGGUGGGAAUAUACAUUUCUAUUUGGGUGCGUCCGAAGUUGAGGAGACACAUUAACAAUUUGAGAGUAUCUCCUGUGGGGGUUGGCCUAAUGGGUUACAUGGGAAACAAGGGAUCUGUUUCUGUUAGCAUGACACUUUUCCAAUCAAGACUUUGCUUCGUUUGUUCCCAUUUGACCUCUGGACAAAAGGAUGAAGCCAAUGAUAGACGUAAUGCUGAUGUCUUUGAAAUUUUAAGGAGAACUCAGUUCUCAUCAGUUGUUGAAACCAAUCAACCUCAGACAAUCCCAUGCCAUGACCAGAUAUUCUGGUUUGGGGACUUGAACUAUCGCAUCAACAUGUCAGAUGAGGAAGUACGAAAGCUUGUUAGUAAAAAGCACUGGAGUGAACUUCUUAACAGUGACCAGCUAUGCAAAGAGCUACGAAGUGGGCAUGUGUUUGAUGGAUGGAAGGAAGGGCCAAUAAACUUUGCACCAACGUACAAGUAUGAGUUCAACUCUGAUAGAUAUGUUGGGGAACAUCAAAAAGAAGGGGAGAAGAAGAGAUCCCCAGCUUGGUAAGUAUUAAGUUUCUACAAGCCUGGAUGCAGUUAGGGACAAGAGGUGAUUGGAAGCUGAUUGACAGCAAUGCUAUGCUAAACAACUAAUAUUAGUGAAUAAUACACAGUGAUCUCUGGCGUAUAUUUGAUCGACAAAUUCAUUCACACUCCUCCAUCUCAUCCUGUUAAGUUAGUCAUAAGUCAUAACACAUCAUUCUUAACGAGAUAAUCACUAAUUUAUCUUGGCUCGUAUAAUAUGAUGUCACAUUGUAAUAUGAUCAUAUUUUCUUUUUCAGAGUCAGAGCGGUAAUCAGCAUAUUAAGUCGAUCAUCAUCUUUCAUAGAACAUAAAUCAGAGUCUUUGUCUUGUUUCUAAUUUAAAAAGCAACACAUUUCUUACUACAUGAAUAUGGUUGAAAGUUCUAUUUAUUGUCUUGUAAAAAAAUCUUAGUCUACAAGAACUGAAAAUCGCGCAGGUGUGAUCGUAUUCUGUGGCUGGGCAAGGGCAUAAAGCAGCUGUCUUACAAGCGAGCAGAAUUGAGACUCUCUGACCACCGACCCGUGAGUUCAAUAUUCCUGAUUGAGGUCGAAAUCUUUGAUCAUCACAAGCUCCAUAAGGCUCUAAAACCAAGUGCAGCUGUUCAUCCUGAGAUUUUUGUGGAUGAAAAUGGAGAACUCGAUUUGUAGUUCCUGGUGCCCAAGAAAAUAUUCUAAUUGGUAAAUACUGCAUUUUCCCAAUUGGCGUCUAUAACUGUAUUUCUUGCCUUCUCUUUAUCUGGAGCUGAAAGACGUGAUAUUUUCUUGUUGACGAGUCAUGCCGGUAUAGAUCACUCAUUGAUCUUUUAUAGUGGUGUCGACAGGUAGCUGCAAUAUCAAGGGCUUGGCAGAGAGCAGAAGCGGAAGCUUAUCAGCUCAUACUUACAAUUAAGAAUCUCUUUUUUCCUCGGAUUCAGCCUCGGCAUCAAUGUUAAUCAUCCAUUUGGAGUCAUCUGAAUUUUGUAGAUGCAGAAUGGAAUAACUCAAAGCAGAAAAAAAAGUAAAUAGCUACAGCUGUAACUUUGGAAUUGUUUUAUACCGUAUAACAAAUUUUGGUAGUUGCUAGGUAUGGAGUUCACCUGAUGAAAGGGUAGAUAAUUUUUCGCAAUUUAUGUAUAUAACACGACGAACCUCACGAACUGGUUUUUUAACCUUCUGUGAACUUGUGUUUGAUCAUAGCAAAGAGCUGGGGAGAACAUUGACUGGUUCUUUAAUUCAUUUUUGAAUAUUUAUUUUCUGAUUGGAAAUCUUUGUAACCCCUUAGAAGUUCUCUUUCAUAAUGUUAGUCUUUAUUAUUUUUCUUUUCCAUUCCAGAUAUUUUUUUUCCCUUCCUCUUCUGUAUGGGACAGUUCCAAUCUUCUUCAAUUCAAAAACAAAAUGAUUGGUGACCCAAGUCUUCUUCCGAUCUUCCAAUCAAUGUCACUACUGACAUUUUAAAGACUACAUGUUUGUAAAAAUAUAUAAAUAUAUUGGUGUUAUUCUUACCAUCCAUGGAAUAG
Messenger RNA from Oldenlandia corymbosa var. corymbosa, 3824 nucleotides. NCBI's taxonomy places the organism in Eukaryota, Viridiplantae, Streptophyta, Magnoliopsida, Gentianales, Rubiaceae. The record is from the annotation of a GenBank genome assembly.